AUGGCGGCCACCUGCCACAGCGAGGCCGUAGCCCACCUGACGGCCGACGGUGACCUCCGGGCCCUGCUCAGCUACCUCUUCUACGGCACGGCGCCGCGGGACUCCAGCUUCCUCAUCAACGUCCUGAUGGUGCACCACUACCAGCGGGGCACCUGGUACCCUCGCGGCGGGGCCAGCGAGAUCGCCUUCCACGCCGUGCCCGUCAUCGCCCGUGCCGGUGGUGCCAUGCUGGCCGAGGUUGCAGUUGGACGUAACAACUGGCUGGAGGUUUUGUUUAAAUUCCAAAGCGAACGCCUGUGGACGAGCGCGAGCGUAAAUCUCAGCGGCUCACUCCGUGCCCCGGUUCUCGCGCCCUCACGCUCCCCUCCCCGUCUCCCUCUUUCCCCAGUUCAAACUGGAAGCUGCAUACAAGAUGGACUAACAUACAACGACAAGGAUGUGUGGAAACCCGAGCCCUGCCAGAUCUGCGUGUGCGACAGCGGCAACAUCCUGUGCGACGAGGUGAUCUGCGAAGACACCUCCGACUGCCCCAACGCUGAGAUCCCCUUCGGAGAAUGCUGCCCCAUCUGUCCCGACACCGACGCCUCCCCCGUCUACCCAGAAUCCGCUGGAGUAGAGGGUCCUAAGGGAGACACCGGCCCCAAAGGAGACAGGGGACUCCCCGGCCCCCCUGGCAGAGAUGGCAUCCCUGGACAGCCUGGCCUCCCGGGACCCCCAGGCCCUCCAGGUCCUCCAGGCCUCGGUGGAACAUCGGCACCGGCGGCGACGUGGGGGGACGAGGCGGCGCAGCGGCGCGGCGGCGCGGCGGCUGCUCAGCUCGGGUUUCCUUUGCUUCGUUCCUAGGGUCCAGCUGGUCCUCGCGGUCUCCCCGGCCCUCCUGGCGCUCCUGGUCCUCAAGGUUUCCAAGGUCCCCCUGGUGAGCCUGGAGAGCCUGGUGCUUCUGGUCCCAUGGGUCCUCGUGGUCCAGCCGGCCCCCCUGGCAAGAACGGAGAUGAUGGUGAAGCUGGAAAGCCUGGCCGUCCCGGUGAGCGCGGUCCUCCUGGACCCCAGGGUGCACGUGGUCUUCCCGGAACUGCUGGCCUGCCAGGCAUGAAGGGUCACAGGGGUUUCAGUGGUCUGGAUGGUGCCAAGGGUGAACCUGGUCCAGCUGGCCCCAAGGGUGAGCCUGGUAGCCCUGGUGAGAACGGCGCUCCUGGACAAAUGGGUCCUCGUGGUCUUCCCGGCGAGAGAGGCCGCCCCGGUCCAUCUGGCCCUGCUGGUGCUCGUGGUAACGACGGUGCCCCUGGUGCUGCUGGUCCUCCAGGUCCAACUGGACCAGCUGGUCCCCCUGGCUUCCCCGGUGCUGCUGGUGCUAAGGGUGAAACCGGUCCCCAGGGUGCUCGUGGUAGCGAAGGCCCUCAAGGUGCACGUGGUGAGCCUGGUCCUCCUGGCCCUGCUGGUGCUGCUGGUCCUGCUGGCAACCCUGGUGCUGAUGGUCAACCUGGUGCCAAAGGCGCAACUGGUGCUCCUGGCAUUGCUGGUGCUCCUGGCUUCCCCGGUGCUCGUGGUCCCUCUGGACCUCAGGGUCCCAGUGGUGCCCCUGGUCCCAAGGGUAACAGCGGUGAACCUGGUGCUCCAGGCAACAAGGGAGACACUGGUGCAAAAGGCGAACCCGGCCCUGCUGGUGUCCAAGGUCCCCCUGGUCCAGCUGGUGAAGAAGGCAAGAGAGGAGCCCGUGGUGAGCCUGGCCCCGCUGGGCUUCCUGGGCCCGCUGGCGAACGUGGUGCUCCUGGCAGCCGUGGUUUCCCUGGUGCUGAUGGCAUUGCUGGUCCCAAGGGUCCCCCUGGUGAGCGCGGGUCCCCCGGCGCUGUCGGUCCCAAAGGAUCUCCUGGUGAAGCUGGACGCCCUGGGGAACCUGGUCUCCCUGGUGCCAAGGGUCUGACUGGAAGCCCUGGGAGCCCUGGUCCUGAUGGCAAGACUGGUCCCCCUGGCCCUGCUGGUCAAGACGGCCGCCCUGGUCCCCCAGGCCCACCCGGAGCAAGAGGCCAAGCUGGAGUGAUGGGUUUCCCUGGACCCAAAGGCGCUGCAGGUGAGCCUGGCAAACCCGGCGAGAGAGGUGCUCCUGGUCCCCCCGGCGCUGUUGGCGCUCCUGGCAAAGACGGUGAAGCUGGUGCCCAAGGUCCUCCUGGCCCUACUGGUCCCGCUGGAGAAAGAGGUGAACAAGGUCCCGCUGGUGCUCCUGGUUUCCAGGGCCUGCCCGGCCCUGCUGGGCCCCCCGGUGAGGCUGGCAAGCCUGGUGAGCAGGGUGUCCCUGGAGAUGCUGGUGCCCCCGGUCCUGCUGGUGCCAGAGGCGAGAGAGGUUUCCCUGGUGAACGUGGUGUCCAAGGCCCCCCUGGUCCCCAGGGUCCUCGUGGUGCUAACGGUGCUCCUGGUAACGAUGGUGCUAAGGGUGAUGCUGGUGCUCCUGGUGCCCCUGGAAACCAAGGGCCUCCCGGUCUGCAGGGUAUGCCCGGAGAGCGUGGUGCUGCUGGUCUGCCAGGCGCCAAGGGUGACAGAGGUGAUCCUGGUCCCAAAGGUGCUGACGGCGCUCCUGGCAAAGACGGUCUCCGAGGUCUCACCGGUCCCAUCGGCCCCCCUGGCCCAGCUGGUGCUCCCGGUGACAAGGGUGAAGCUGGUCCCCCCGGCCCUGCUGGUCCCACCGGUGCCCGUGGUGCUCCCGGAGACCGCGGUGAGCCUGGCCCACCUGGUCCUGCUGGAUUUGCUGGCCCUCCCGGAGCUGACGGCCAGCCUGGUGCUAAAGGUGAAACUGGUGAUGCUGGAGCCAAGGGUGAUGCGGGUCCUCCCGGCCCCGCUGGCCCCACCGGUGCUCCUGGCCCUGCCGGUGCUGUUGGUGCUCCUGGUCCCAAAGGUGCUCGUGGCAGUGCUGGACCCCCUCCGCCACAUUGGUGUUGCUGCAUCUCCUUGAGCUGCUAUUUCUCUCCGCAGGGCGCUCCUGGCACUCCUGGGCCCCAAGGUAUCGCCGGCCAGCGCGGUGUUGUUGGUCUCCCUGGACAGCGAGGCGAGAGAGGUUUCCCCGGACUCCCCGGUCCAUCUGGCGAACCCGGCAAACAAGGUCCCUCUGGCUCCCCUGGUGAGCGUGGUCCUCCUGGCCCCAUGGGUCCCCCAGGUCUGGCCGGACCCCCUGGCGAAGCUGGACGUGAGGGUGCUCCUGGUGCUGAAGGUGCCCCCGGGCGUGACGGUGCUGCUGGUCCCAAGGGUGAUCGUGGUGAGACUGGCCCUGCUGGCCCCCCUGGUGCUCCUGGCGCCCCCGGUGCCCCUGGCCCUGUUGGUCCUGCUGGCAAGAACGGAGACCGCGGUGAGACCGGCCCUGCUGGUCCCGCUGGCCCCCCUGGUCCUGCUGGUGCUCGUGGUCCUGCUGGCCCACAAGGUCCCCGUGGUGACAAAGGUGAAACUGGUGAACAGGGCGACAGAGGCAUGAAGGGUCACAGAGGCUUCUCCGGUCUCCAGGGUCCCCCUGGUCCCCCCGGUGCUCCUGGUGAACAAGGGCCUUCUGGUGCUUCUGGUCCCGCCGGUCCAAGAGGUCCCCCUGGCUCUGCUGGUGCUGCUGGCAAGGACGGUCUCAACGGGCUCCCUGGCCCCAUCGGUCCACCCGGUCCCCGUGGCCGCACCGGCGACGUCGGCCCUGUAGGUCCCCCCGGCCCUCCUGGACCCCCUGGUCCUCCCGGUCCUCCCAGUGGCGGCUUCGACUUCAGCGAGUACUGGAUUGACCCCAACCAAGGCUGCAACCUGGACGCCAUCAAGGUCUUCUGCAACAUGGAGACGGGCGAGACAUGCGUCUACCCCACCCAGGCCACCAUUGCCCAGAAGAACUGGUACAUCAGCAAGACUCCCAAGGAGAAGAAGCACGUCUGGUUCGGCGAGACAAUGAGCGACGGCUUCCAGUUCGAGUACGGCGGGGGGGGGCGCCAACCCCGCGCCGGCCCCACGGAGAGGGAGAGCCGGGCGGAAGGCACCAGCCGCUUCACCUAUGGCGUCACCGAGGACGGCUGCACGAGUCACACCGGAGCCUGGGGCAAGACAGUCAUUGAGUAUAAGACGACGAAGACCUCCCGCCUGCCCAUCAUCGAUUUGGCCCCCAUGGACGUUGGCGCUCCGGACCAGGAAUUCGGCAUCGACAUCGGCCCCGUCUGCUUCUUGUAAACCGGAAACCCCACGCGUACAGGAGAGAGUAAAUAAUAAAGAAAAAAAAAACAAAAAAAAAACAGCCAAAAAAGGAGAAAAU
Struthio camelus australis is the source of this 4261-nucleotide messenger RNA. The record is from RefSeq and is a predicted model, not a curated record. NCBI's taxonomy places the organism in Eukaryota, Metazoa, Chordata, Aves, Struthioniformes, Struthionidae.